UAUUAUUUUUGGUGUUAAAAAAGAGUGCUCAACAGUGUAAUUCUUUACUGAGAACAAGCAUAAUACUACAAUGCUUCCCGAGGCACUGCAAAAGCGUCUUGCCAAGCGAGGCAUUAUUCAGGGUGGCGCUGGAGCCGCUCCGGCCGAUCAACAGACCCAUCAUCCACCUCCAUCCAGACAGCAGCAUCACUCGGAAUCUUCGUCUCAAUCGGACAGUGAAUCCCAGGAAGACCGCCGGGAUGCAGAUCUCAACAAUGAAGAAAUUAUCGCUGAGGAUUACGAUGAGUAUGAUCAAAUCAAUCCCGAGGCUUUCGAGUAUCCCAUUCAGAAGCGCAAAAUUAAUCCAGCUAUGGAUUGGUCCGAGAAGAUGAAGCAGAAAAUGGUUAAACGAUAUGGAUUUCAGUCUGUCGAUGGAUGCCAGAACAAGUACAACAUCUAUCAUCACUGUACGAUGUACUGCGUUCAACGAUACGGGGAGGUUGAAUUUGAAAUCGAAAAAGAAUACGAGAAGCGAGCAAAGCGUCUAUUGGAGCGAUAUCCGCUUCCUCGACACUGGCGUAAGGAGUAUGAUAUUGGCUGUAAAGCUUUUUAUUUCUACAAUAAAGAGACUAGAAUUGUUUCCUGGUUGCCUCCGACACAUCCGGACGCAAAAAUGACUAAGAGCGCCAAAGUUCUUCGGAAAGAGUUGAUGGAGAUUACUAAGAAUCAGGAGAACGCCAAUGAUGCAAUUCCCAAAGCCGUCAUCGUGGAAAGCUAUCCUCCGCUUCCGAAGCCGACGAACCGUGACCAAGCUAUGGUCGGGCCAAUCGGUGAAACUUUGAAACCACCGAUAGUUAACCCUCCCAAAAGACCUCAUCUCAAGCACCCGUCGAGGGAUGAUGAAAAACGGCCCCGCAUAACCCAGGGAACCAAUCGAAUCGAUAGAGAAAGAGAGCGUGACCGGGAUCGAGAUCGUGAAAGGGACCGAGAGCGCGACCGGGAUCGCCGAGAUCGUCGGGGUGACGAUCGUCGCGACGAACGACGUGAGCGCGAUCGGGAUCGCGAAAGAGAUGGUCGUGGUGGUGGUGGGCGCAGCGGAAAGCACGGCUCCAGCAGUUCGGCUGCACUCGACCCGAUGGAUCCAGCUGCCUACUCGGAUAUUCCACGAGGAACUUGGUCUAGUGGACUGGAUGUGGCAGCCGGUACGACCAGCAAGAAGGAAAAGGAGAAAGAUAAGAAGCCCGAUAAACGCAAGGCACCGCGCGAUGACGAAAGUGGCGACGAGCACGAGGUGCUAAAGGUGGCCGCCAUCAGUGAGUUUACUCAGGAUGAUGAUAAAGAUGAUUGAACGUGAAUUUUCAGUAACAAA
This is a messenger RNA of Sabethes cyaneus, 1348 nucleotides long. RefSeq lists its product as uncharacterized. Gene Ontology annotation, molecular function: protein binding. Lineage: Eukaryota; Metazoa; Arthropoda; Insecta; Diptera; Culicidae. The transcript has a single exon. Bases 71 to 1327 code for a protein of 418 amino acids. The record is from RefSeq and is a predicted model, not a curated record.